AAUCAAAGGGCCUUCGAAAAGUCGCUGCUACUCCUCCACCUUCAUCACUUGUGCACGGUGCAAACCCUCGUUUCCAAUCGAAACCCCCCUCGCAUGAAAUAACAAAACAAAACAAAACAAAAAAACAGAAAAACGAAUUAAUAAUAAGAAAAACAGAAAAAAGCUCCAAAACCCAAAAGGGAAGGCCAUGGAUUCGUACCAAGCGCAGCAGCGGUACAUGCGGCCGCAGCCACCGGCCACGUCGGAUCCCUACCAAUACCAGCAACAGCAGCAGCAGCAGCAACCGAGACCACAGUGGUACUCGAACCACUUCCAGUAUCCGUCGCCUCAACAACCCCAGUGGGCUCCACCACCUCUCGCCGACCAUCUCCCUCCGCCAGGUUCUUAUCCUCCGCCGCCCCUUCCUCACCCUUAUCCUCCUCCGUACCCCCCCAACCACCACUUUCCUCCUCCUCCUCCCCCAUCUCGGCCUCACCUGCCUUCUCACCUCCCUCCCCCUCCGCCAAUUCCUCCACCUCACUCUUAUCCUCAGCACACCCAGGAGUGGGGAGCUGCACCAAGUUGGCCAAACAACCAAGGUUGGGAUUACCCAGCCCAUAAUAAUCAAGAAGAUUGGGAAGCCAAGGCUAAGGCAUGGGUAGAUGCGAGAGCGUCAACGGAGAAUCAACAUCAACAGUUGCAGUUUCCUCCGGCAGGCAGAGUAGAAGAGCAAAGUCAUUAUCAUGAUCAGUAUCCCCAGAACGUUGAUUCUCAUUAUUCUGGUACUCACCAUCAGUCACUUUCUGCAUCCAGCUAUCAACAGGUUCCAGUUUCAGGUACUCCAACACACCAGCCACUGGGAAUUCGUCCCCAGGAGACUUCAUCUUCGUAUGCUCAUCAUGCUGUUAGAGAUGGAAUGCCAGCUGUGGACACAAAUUCUGUGUUUCAUCGACAAGGAAACCUAUCUACUAGUCCAUCUGUUCAUCAGCAGGAGGUACCUUCUAGUUAUUCUUCUGUUACAGGCAAUGAAGGUUCUGCAGCUCAGGAAGAACAAUAUCACAUGCAACCAUCACAGCCAAUGCUCUUUGCAUAUGGCAGUCAGUCUGCUGACCCAACAACCAAUCUUGCUGACCAGCCUUUAGAGUUUGCACCUGGGUUUAAUUCUGAUCAUGGUCUACACCUGCAGCCCAGCUAUUCUUAUCACGACCCUGCUACCACAGUGCCUUCCAUGAAUACCUGGUCUACUUCUGUUGCACCUGGUGCAGGUUAUCCCUCUAGUCUUCCAGUUCCAUCGGGACCACAGCAUGAUCCUUCCAUGGCAAUACCCUCUCCUGUUCCUGGGCAUGCUCCACCUUCAUUUGGCAGUUUUCCUGGACUGAGCCUCCAGCCAACAAUUCCAUCUGCUGGUCCCCCCUUUGGUCUCACUGCAGGAACUGCAGUUCACCCUACUGCAGCCUUCCCUGGUGAUGCAUAUGGAGUUUCUACAGUUUCUGAGCGCCCCAAAAAGGCUUCAGUGCCUAAUUGGCUUAGAGAGGAAAUUAAGAAAGCAGUCAUCACAAGUUCAUCUAUGGACCAUCCUAAGGAGGAGACGCAAUCCAUUGAGGAUGAAGGAGUUGAUAGAUCUUUUGGGAAGGGAGAUCAAGCUGAUAGCAAGAGCAUCGAUUCUUCUAGAUCAACUGAAGAAGAGGAUGAUGAGGAUCAAGUGGAAGCAGCUAGGACUGCAGCAAUUAACCAGGAAAUAAAGCGUGUUCUAACUGAAGUUCUCUUAAAGGUUACUGAUGAUCUGUUUGAUGAAAUUGCUACAAAAGUUCUUACUGAAGAUGAUCUGACACUUGAAGUUGAACAGAGCACACUGACUUCAAACCAUAAGUUAUUGCCAUCUCCCCCAGCAGUUUCAGCUUUCAAGGCUUCUGCAAAGGUUCUAAUUCCGGCCAAGUCUAAGGAAUCUGAGACUGAAGAUGUCAGUGAAAAAUCCAGUUCCAGCUCACCUGGUAAUGUGUUAGGUCUUGCAAAUUAUGCAAGUGAUGAUGACGAUGUAGAUGGUGAUAUUCAGAGUUCUGUUAUGCCAAAUUCUGGGAAAGAUGCUAUUCUUCAGCACUCAACUGUCAAAAAGCCUUCAAAUGUUAGGCAGGAUACCACUACAAAUGACAGUUCUUUGGUAGGGCUUGAAGAGCACGGUAGAAGUCAGACAAUUUUAGAGAGUGAUCUGGGCAAAACCAGUUCACUUGAGUCCAAAUAUAACAACAGUGCCGCUAUUAGUGAUAUUAGUUAUAAUAGACAAAAGAAUGUUGAAAGUAAUGCCGCUAAAAAUCUGCCAGAUGGAACUACUGCCUCUAGGCUGAAGGAUACUGUAGGCACAUUGAAACCUGACCUCCAUAAAGAAAAUGUCAAUGUCAAAAAAACAUCAAAAGAUGACUCACAAGGUAGGGAGUCCAGGAUGAAACCUGAUAAGCAUGAUCGACAUGAGAGUAAAAAUAGUUCUGUGACGGACUUCAAUAAGGACUUGGAGAGUGGUAAGAUUAGGACAGUUGAGAAGGGUGAUGGGAAUCGUAGGGGGCAUGAUGAGAGGCAUUCGAGAAAGGAGAGGACAGAUGAUCGGAAUGGCUCAAGAGAAAAGGUGAAGGAGCAAAGUCUUAAGCCUGUAGAAAAGGCACAGGAAUCUGAAUCAAGAAAAAGAUCUUCCCAUGCUGAUGACAAAGAGGAUAGAAGAGAAACAGAGAGACUCCAUAGCUCUAGUGCUAAAGAAGAUAACAACAGAAAAAGGGAACAGGCAAAGGAUAAGGAGGAUGAUAGAUCAAGGCGUAAACAUUCUACUGACUCAAGCAGGCACAAGAGAAGGCGCUCCUCUUCUGUUGGCAGUAGGGGUAGAAACAGCAAGGACAACUUGGUUAAUCAUGCCAAUGAUUCAAGUGAUGAAGCUUCUGAUGAUUCUAAAAGGAAGCACUCAAGGAGACGUAACUUAUCACCAUCACCUGUCAGGUCUAGGAGAAGACAAGUUUCGCGGUCUCCACAUAGCAAGCAUUCUCAGCGCAGGCAUUCUCCUUAUUCUUCUGUUGAUUCCAAAAGGUAUGUCGCCAUGAAAUCUUUGUUGUGUAUUGUUUUUCAGACAUAUACACGUAUGAAUAAGCAACUCAGGUGAUAUUGCCAGGCUUCUGCUUCUAUAACUCUAAAUCCUUGUAUGGUCUGUUUUAACUGCACUAAUUUAUAUGCAGGGGAAGAAGGUCAAGGUCCAGAUCACCUGUACGGCGGCAGAGAUGAUUGGAGCCAUGGUCCGCCAAGGAUUAAGAGCUAGACUUAUGUUCGUUAGUGGUCUGAAGACUGAUGAGUGCUGGAACCGAGUUUCACAACAAAGCCGGUGCAACGUGUGAAGCUACCGCAGUUGAGGACUAUACCUCUGUUUCUCUGAAUACGAAGUGGGUGUUACUUUGUUGAAUGGGUGCAUUUUGUCCCGAGGAGAAUGGCAUGCACGACAGCUUUGAGGCCGAUGGGUGAUGUGCAUGAGGUGAUGGUGGAUUUUGUAGGAAUUAUAAUCACAGUUUUGUGGCAUCACGAUUUGUAGUUGUGACCCACAUAAUUUGUAUGUAUUGCUCAAAUGUUGUCGGGACGUUGUUUUGUUCAUAUCAGCAUUGCUGAUUUUGUUUCUUUUUGGCAUGUGACAAAAUAGCAUUUUUUUUCUUCUUAAUUUUCUAUUUAUCAUUCGACCCA
This is a messenger RNA of Prunus dulcis (almond), 3684 nucleotides long. Its product is annotated as transcription elongation regulator 1. The transcript is spliced from 11 exons. The coding region runs from base 188 to 3118 and encodes 976 amino acids. The record is from RefSeq and is a predicted model, not a curated record. Lineage: Eukaryota; Viridiplantae; Streptophyta; Magnoliopsida; Rosales; Rosaceae.